AUGUUCCUGACUCACUGUAUGAUGGGAUGGAUUGUGUUGACAGCUCUUAGCUUCUGCCUGCCUGUGUGGAGCGCUACGAAAGUGACCCAGCCCUACAGAGUGGUGAGCACCAAUGGUGUGGCACAGAUUCAGUGUGUUAUCCAUCCACAAAGCCUGAAAUACCCAUACCCUGAGGAGGCCAGAGUCAGUGUGCUGAAGGGCCUCCAUGGCCACCAAGAACUCUGCUUCUCCAUCCUUAACUUCACAGACCAGAGAGAGACACGUAUGGAGCAAAAAGAUCAGGUGCAGUGUACUGCUGAGACCACACACGACACUGUGGAGGUGACACUCUCUGGACUGAAUGUCACUGACACAGAUAUGUAUCGCUGUGAAAUCUGGAUCUUCUACCCACCACUGUACCUGGAGCUUAUUGGCAAUGGCACACUCAUUCAUAGCUGA
This is a messenger RNA of Oreochromis aureus, 438 nucleotides long. Its product is annotated as cytotoxic T-lymphocyte protein 4-like. Gene Ontology annotation, biological process: regulation of T cell proliferation; T cell receptor signaling pathway. Lineage: Eukaryota; Metazoa; Chordata; Actinopteri; Cichliformes; Cichlidae. The record is from RefSeq and is a predicted model, not a curated record. The transcript is spliced from 4 exons. Gene Ontology annotation, cellular component: external side of plasma membrane. Bases 1 to 438 code for a protein of 145 amino acids.